UUUGAAUCUUUUUUGUUAUUAUUAUUAAACGGUAUUCUUCAUUUUUAGUUUUGAUAUGGUCACAGUUCAAACCAUUUCCAUCCCCUAUUGAAAAAAAAUCUCUAAAUUAGUAUUAAUAAAUUAAUAUAUAUUUUUAUAUUUUCAUAUUUUAUUUGUUUAGGGCUUUAUCUGUGACUGUAUAGAAGAUGGCUUUGAUUUCUUGAUUAGAUUUUCUGAUGCGUCAUUCUAAUGAGCACCUUGACCGAACAUUGACUUUACAUGUCUGCUUGUUUCUUUUGGUUAAAUUUUAACUGAGCAGCUUGUAAAAAUAUAAAUCUGUUCAGAGGUCAUUUAUGAAAAAAAGAAAGUAAAGAAAAUCACAAGACAAAUGGGUUUGAAAUGUGAACAGCUUUUAGUUGAUAUGCUGCUGUCUAGAGGUUAAUGGAAUGAUGUUUCAUUAAUGAUUGGACUGAGUUCCUGGACUGUUGCAUCUACAAUGAGUGUCAAUGAGAGAAGAGGAGAGGAGGGUGCUGUUCGGACAAAUAAAGCAGUAUCUCCAAAACCCUGUCUUGAGUCUAUGAAGAGCUUCGAGUCCAUUGGCUGCCCCCCUAAUAUUAGUGAUUGCGUCUCCAGCAAUGCCUUUAAAGAAGAAGGUACUGUUCAGACAUAUAAAGCAGCAUCUCUAAAACAUGGUCUUGAGUCUAUGAAGAGCUUCGAGUCCAUUGGCAGCCCCCCUAAUAUUAGUGAUUCCGUCUCCAGCAAUGCCUUUAAAGAAGAGGGUACUGUUCAGACAUAUAAAGCAGCAUCUCUAAAACAUGGUCUUUGGUCUAGGAAGAGAUUUGAGUCCAUUGGCAGCCCCCCUAAUAUUAGUGAUUCUGAUUCCAGCAAUUCCUUUAAGGAGGAUGCUGUUCAGAAACAUAAAGAAGUAUGUCUAGAACCCAGCGUGUCUAAGAGUAACACAUCUUUUGGAAGCCCCCGUAAUAUUAGCGAUGGAGCAGUGAUUUCUGACCCUGACAAGCAGAAUGUCAAAGCAACAGCCCUGCAGAGAGAUGGACUGCUGGAGGAGACUGAUGACAUGCAGCACAAUUCUCUCCGACCAGUGAAUGAUGUCUUGAAGAGAGUCAAAGGCCAACACAAAACCAGCAUGAAGAACAAGUAUGAGAGAUUAUUUGAAGGAAUCAAACUAGAAAAGUAUCAAACCCUUCUGAACAAGAUCUACACACAACUCUUCAUCGUAGAGGGAGAAAGUGAAGGAGUGAAUGAAGAACAUGAGGUUUUACAGAUGGAGAAAGUCAGAACACAAGAAACUUUAAUCUAUUGCAAUGACAUCUUUAAACCCUUAAAUCAACCAGGAUGUGAGGUGAAAGACAAAAUCAAGACUGUUCUUACUAAAGGCAUUGCUGGAAUUGGAAAAACCGUCUCUGUGCAGAAGUUCAUUCUGGACUGGACAGAGGGAAAAGCCAAUCAGGAUCUAGAUUUCAUGUUUGUGCUUCCAUUUCGAGAGCUGAACUUGAUUAAAGAUCAUCAGUACAGUCUUCACAGACUUCUGCUGGACUUUCAUCCUGAACUUCAAGAUCUGGACUCAAAGAUUUAUGAGGAGUGUAAAGUUGUGUUCAUCUUUGAUGGUUUGGAUGAAAGCAAAUUUGCACUGAUGUUUUCAGAUGAUGAGAAAGUUUGUGAUGUGACUGAGUCUUCAUCAGUGGGUGUGUUGAUGUCAAACCUCAUCAGAGGAGAGCUGCUUCCCUCUGCUCUCAUCUGGAUCACAUCCAGACCAGCAGCAGCCAAUCAGAUCCCCUCAAAAUACAUCCACCGUGUGACAGAAAUUCAGGGAUUCACUGAGCCUCAGAAGGAGGAAUAUUUUAGGAAGAGAAUCAGUGAUGAGCAUCAAGCCAACAGAAUCAUCUCACACAUUAGAAGAUCAAGAAGCCUCCACAUCAUGUGUCACAUCCCCGUCUUCUGCUGCAUCUCAGCCACUGUGCUUCAAAACCUUCUGGAACAAGAUGACAGUGCAGAAAUCCCUCAAACUCUGACUGACAUGUACAUCCACUUCCUUCUGACUCAGAUCAACAUGAGGAACAAGAAGUAUGAUGAGAACGAUCUAGAGAAACUCCUGAAGUCCAGCAGAGAUGUGAUUGUGAAACUUGCUGAACUAGCUUUCAAACAGCUGAUGAAGGGCAAUGUGAUGUUCUAUGAGGAGGACCUGAUUGAAAGCGGGAUAGAUGUCACUGCUGCCUCAGUGCAUUCUGGGAUUUGCACUGAGAUCUUUAAGGAGGAAUCUGUGAUUCAUCAGAGGAAAGUCUACAGCUUCAUUCAUCUGAGCUUUCAAGAGUUUCUAGCUGCUUUCUUUGUGAUUUACUGCCAUGUUGUUGAGAACAUGAAUGUACUUAAGUUCUUUAUGGAAACGUGGUACAGGUUCAAUGAACUCUCUCUGUAUGAGCUGCUACAAGCAGCAGUUAAUAAAUCAUUGCAGAGUAAAAAUGGACACCUGGAUCUUUUCCUGAGGUUCCUGCUGGGCAUGUCACUGGAGUCCAAUCAGAGACUCUUAAAGGAUCUAUUGACACACACAGUGAACAGCUCAGAGGCAAUCAACAGAAUCACACAGUACAUUAAAGACUCUAUCAAGGGUGACCAACUUUUCUUAGCUGACAGAUGCAUCAAUCUGUUCCAUUGUCUGCUUGAAAUGAAGGAUCAGACUCUGUACAGAGAGAUUCAAGAGUUUGUGAAAUCAGAGAAUCAAUCAGUGAGGAAACUCUCUCCAUCUCACUGCUCAACAAUCGCCUACAUGCUUCAGAUAUCAGAGGAGGUUCUGAAUGAGUUUGAUCCGAGGAAAUACAACACAUCAGAUGAGGGUAGGAGGAGACUGAUACCAGCUGUGGUGAACUGCAGAAAAGCUCUACUUCCAUACUGUAAUCUCACUGAUCAGUGCUGUGAAAGUUUGUCUUCAUGUCUGCAAUCAUCAAACUCACUGAGAGAGCUGGACCUGAGUAACAAUGACCUGCAGGAUUCAGGAGUGAAGCUUCUCUCUGAUGGACUGAAGAGUUCACACUGUAAUCUCAACAUACUGAGGUUGACAUGUUGCAGUCUUACUGGUCAGUGCUGUGGAAGUUUGUCUUCAUCUCUACAAUCAUCAAAUUCACUGAGAGAGCUGGACCUGAGUAACAAUGACCUGCAGGAUUCAGGAGUGAAGCUGCUCUCUGAUGGACUGAAGAGUUCACACUGUCAACUCAACAUACUGAGAUUAUCUGGCUGUAUGGUGACAGAGGAAGGCUGUUGUUUUCUGGCUUCAGCUCUGAGUUCAAAUCCCUCACACCUGAGAGAGCUAGAUCUGAGCUACAAUCACCCAGGAUUAUCAUUAGUCAAGCUGUUCUCUGAUCCAAACUACAGACUGGAAAAACUCAAACUUAAUUGCUGUAAUCUCACUGGUCAGUGCUGUGAAAGUUUGUCUUCAUGUCUACAAUCAUCUAACUCCUCAUUGAGAGAGCUGGACCUGAGUAACAAUGACCUGCAAGAUUCAGGAGUGAAGCUUCUGUCUGAUGGACUGAAGAGUUCACACUGUCAACUCAACAUACUGAGACUUGCUUUCAGUAAUCUGACUGAUCAGUGCUGUAUCAGUUUGUCUUCAUCUCUACAAUCAUCAAACUCACUGAGAGAGCUGAACCUAAGUAACAAUAACCUACAGGAUUCAGGAGUGAAACUCCUGUCUUAUGGACUGAAGAGUUCACACUGUCAACUCAGCAUAUUGAGAUUAUCUGGCUGUAUGGUGACAGAGGAAGGCUGUUGUUUUCUGGCUUCAGCUCUGAGUUCAAACCCCUCACACCUGAGAGAGCUGGAUCUGAGCUAUAAUCACCCAGGAAAAUCAUUAGUCAAGCUGCUUUCUGAUCUAAACUACAGACUGGAAAAACUCAAUGUGGAUCAUGGAGGAAAGAUCUGGAUUAAAACAGGAUUACAGAAAUAUGCAUGUGAUCUCACACUGGAUUUGACCACAGCAAACACUUAUCUUGCUCUGUCUGAGAGGAACAGAAAAGUGACACACAUGGCCAAUACGCAGCCAUAUCCUGAUCACGCAGAGAGAUUUGAGUGUUAUCAGGUUAUGUGUAGAGAGAGUCUGACUAGUCGCUGUUACUGGGAGGCUAAAUGGAGCGGGAGAGAAGGGGUUUAUAUAUCAGUGACAUAUAAAGGAGUCUGCAGGACAGGACAGAGUAAUGAGACUUGGUUUGGACUCAACAAAAAGUCCUGGAGUCUAAAUUGUAUUGAUGACCAUUUUACUGUCUCUCAUGAGGCCUAUGAGAGUAGGUGUAUGUUUACCUCUUCACAUCGCUCUAACAAAGUAGGAGUCUAUCUGGACUGGUCAGCUGGCACUCUGUCCUUCUACAGCAUCUCUGACACACACACACUCACACACUUACACACAUUCAACACCACAUUCACUGAACCCCUCUAUGCUGGAUUUGGACUAUAUCGAGAAAAAUGUUCAGUGUCGCUGUGUGAGAUUAAACAGCUUCCUUAGUCUGUUUUGAUUUGGAAGAGGUACUUUAUUGUAUAAAAAAAUUAUAAUAAUAAUUCUAUAGUAGUACUUUAGUGUGAAAAUUACUCAAGCAUGGUAUUUUAUUAUUAUUAUUUUUUUUAUUAUUUUUUUUUUAGGAGAGAUCUAGCCAUUUAACCUACAUUUUUACACCUUUUGCAUAUCAGGUCUUUUUUUACCUUGAACUGUAGCUUUUCACAUGAAAUUAUACAGAUUGUAUUAUUAUUUUACAUCUACUAGUUGUCUCAAAUUACUUAUGUAAAAUGCUUUUAGCUCCUUUCCUGCACUCACACACACAUUAAUUCCUUCCCACUGUAUUUUAUUUGUAAACAUGCUUGCACUGCAUACACACAAAUUGUCACAAAAAAAUUACAAAUUAAAUUCAUGUCUGUUUGUAGAUCAGAAGUUCACAUACAACAAAGUUUCUAGAUUUAAAAAGUGGAAAAAAAGGCAUUAAAAAAUUAAUUUUACUCUGCUGCCACCUUUUGAAGAAACAUUGCAGUAUGAAAAUCUGAAAGUAAUAGUUUAUUAAAGUUAAAUAAAU
Carassius gibelio (silver crucian carp) is the source of this 5045-nucleotide messenger RNA. Its product is annotated as NACHT, LRR and PYD domains-containing protein 3. The transcript is spliced from 14 exons. The coding region runs from base 440 to 4486 and encodes 1348 amino acids. Lineage: Eukaryota; Metazoa; Chordata; Actinopteri; Cypriniformes; Cyprinidae. Gene Ontology annotation, molecular function: protein binding. The record is from RefSeq and is a predicted model, not a curated record.